Molecule: messenger RNA, 3594 nt
Organism: Equus quagga
Lineage: Eukaryota; Metazoa; Chordata; Mammalia; Perissodactyla; Equidae
Gene: UBA2
Product: ubiquitin like modifier activating enzyme 2
Exons: 17
Coding region: 51-1877 (608 amino acids)
Biological process (GO): protein sumoylation
Cellular component (GO): cytoplasm; SUMO activating enzyme complex
Molecular function (GO): SUMO activating enzyme activity
Source: RefSeq, a predicted model, not a curated record
GGCUCGCUUCUCCCGCCUCCGCCUCCGCCGCGGCUCGUGGUCGUCCCGCCAUGGCACUGUCGCGGGGGCUGCCCCGGGAGCUGGCCGAGGCCGUGGCCGGCGGCCGGGUGCUGGUGGUGGGCGCGGGCGGCAUCGGCUGCGAGCUCCUCAAGAACCUCGUGCUCACCGGCUUCUCCCACAUCGACCUGAUUGAUCUGGAUACUAUUGAUGUCAGCAACCUCAACAGGCAGUUCUUGUUUCAAAAGAAACAUGUUGGAAGAUCAAAGGCCCAGGUUGCCAAAGAAAGUGUACUGCAGUUUUACCCGAAAGCUAAUAUCAUAGCCUACCAUGACAGCAUCAUGAACCCUGACUAUAAUGUGGAAUUUUUUCGACAAUUUAUAUUGGUUAUGAAUGCUUUAGAUAACAGAGCUGCCCGCAACCACGUUAAUAGGAUGUGUCUGGCAGCUGGUGUCCCUCUUAUUGAGAGUGGAACUGCUGGUUAUCUUGGGCAAGUGACUACUAUCAAAAAGGGUGUGACUGAGUGCUAUGAGUGUCAUCCCAAGCCGACCCAGAGAACUUUUCCUGGCUGUACAAUUCGUAACACGCCUUCAGAACCUAUCCAUUGCAUCGUUUGGGCAAAGUAUUUGUUCAACCAGUUGUUUGGGGAAGAAGAUGCUGAUCAAGAAGUGUCUCCUGACAGAGCUGACCCUGAAGCUUCCUGGGAACCAAUGGAAGCUGAAGCCAGAGCCAGAGCAUCUAAUGAAGAUGGCGACAUUAAACGUAUUUCCACUAAGGAAUGGGCUAAAUCAACUGGAUAUGAUCCAGUUAAGCUUUUUACCAAGCUUUUUAAAGAUGAUAUCAGGUAUCUGUUGACAAUGGACAAACUGUGGCGGAAAAGGAAACCUCCAGUUCCGUUGGACUGGGCUGAAGUACAAAGUCAAGGAGAAGAAACCAAUGCAUCAGAUCAACAAAGUGAACCCCAGUUAGGUCUGAAAGACCAGCAGGUUCUAGAUGUAAAGAGCUAUGCACGUCUUUUUUCAAAGAGCAUCGAGACUUUGAGAGUUCAUUUAGCAGAAAAAGGGGAUGGAGCUGAGCUCAUAUGGGAUAAGGAUGACCCAUCUGCAAUGGAUUUUGUCACCUCUGCUGCAAACCUCAGGAUGCAUAUUUUCAGUAUGAAUAUGAAGAGCAGAUUUGAUAUAAAAUCAAUGGCAGGGAACAUUAUUCCUGCUAUCGCUACUACUAACGCAGUGAUUGCUGGGUUGAUAGUAUUGGAAGGAUUGAAGAUUUUAUCAGGAAAAAUAGACCAGUGUAGAACAAUUUUUUUGAAUAAACAACCAAACCCAAGAAAGAAACUCCUUGUGCCUUGUGCACUGGAUCCUCCCAACCCUAAUUGCUAUGUAUGUGCCAGCAAGCCCGAGGUGACUGUGCGACUAAACGUCCAUAAGGUGACCGUGCUCACGUUACAAGAUAAAAUAGUAAAAGAAAAAUUUGCUAUGGUAGCACCAGAUGUCCAAAUUGAAGAUGGGAAAGGAACAAUCCUAAUAUCUUCAGAAGAGGGAGAGACAGAAGCUAAUAAUCACAAGAAGUUGUCAGAGUUUGGAAUUAGAAAUGGCAGCCGGCUACAAGCAGACGACUUCCUUCAGGACUACACUUUAUUGAUCAACAUCCUUCAUAGUGAAGACCUAGGAAAGGAUGUUGAAUUUGAAGUUGUUGGUGAUGCCCCAGAAAAAGUGGGGCCCAAACAAGCUGAAGAUGCUGCCAAAAGCAUAACGAAUGGCAGUGAUGAUGGAGCUCAGCCUUCCACAUCCACAGCAUGUAAUCAAAGCCUUCAGAAAAAUCGUGUUGAACAAGACUCACCUCUCAGGAGCAUGCUGCUUGAUGCCUCCAGGAUGGACUGACUGCUAGCCUUCUGAUAGAGCAGCUGCAAGCAAGCUGGAUUCCCACUCAACCCUAUCAGCCUGUGAGGUUCACUUUGCAUUUUUAGGUGUUUCAUUUUCCUCCAGGAAAAAUAAUUUCAAAAUUACAGAACAAUGUAACAUAAAAGUGAAAUAUCCUGGCCUGGAAUACCACCUCUCAGAAAUAAGUUUUGGUUAACUGGUUGGUCACUGAUGAUUUUCAGUUUUGAAAUUUUGAAUUCUGAAAAGCUCUCCAGAAAUCUGAAUUUUGAAAUUCUUCCCAUUCCUUAAAACCUCACCCUGCCUUUUUAAAAAAAAACAGUUGCCAACAGUGUGUUUCUGGCAUUUUGUGUAUGUUUCUUUGUUGUUUUCUUUCCCAUUUGAAUGUACGUGGCAGUAAGUGCCAGUUUGGUCUGUAGAGGUGUGUUUCUGUUUUGGCAGACCGGUGGUUUCAUCUUUGCAACGAUUCUGUUACUACCUUGUCUAGCAGUUUCUGUCCAUUUUCUACCUGUUUCUAUAAAAAUCAGAGUUUACCAGCAAGGCAGGUCUGGCCUCAGGGGUCCUGCUCAACUAAACUAAGCAGAUCCAUGCUGCCUCCAUGUCCCUGGGGGCUGAAGACACUUCAGAGCUGGUCUUGUAUUCGUGGUUUUCCCAUGUGAGUUUUCUUCUCAGUUGGGGAGCUGGGAGCAGGGCUCAUUAAGGGUGUUUCCCCAGUAGCUCCGGCCUGAAAUACAGCCUGACAAACCAUCUUCCAGCCUCAAGGGAGCAGUCUGGUGACUCAAGUUUACUAGAGAGCCCAUUGUCCCAAAGAUCUGUUCUCAUACAUGGCGUAUACCAUGAGAGGAUUCUGUAUUUUAAUAUAAAGCCUGAGCCCUUAACAAAAUAACUGAUUAGGCCAAGAUCAUCAGUGGAUGCCAAAACCUUUAGUAAAAGGCUGCUGAGGAACAGAAUCUUCACACAGUGCUCAAAUGUUGUGGUGCAGGUAACUUGAGAAAGGAAAGAAAAUCAGUCUUGACAAUAGACUGAUCGGUCACCACUGUAAUCAAGUGAUCAUACCUAGCAUCGCUAAUGGAAGAAGCGGAUACAUGCUUCCUGAGGAGAUGAUGAAAUGAAGAAUACAGCAGCGCUUCGGUUAAAAGAAAAGUUAACCCAAGUCUAAUCCAGUGUGUAGACUUAACCUCCAGCUGACAGGAAAUAGAGGGGAUAGAGGAACCAAGUAAAGCAAAACUAAGAGGAAACGGUCGGACAAGUAUAGGACGUGGGACAUUGUAGAGCUCAAGUGCAAAAUAAAUGACUAACAAUUCUUGUGACAAUUGGAAAUUUUAAAAUGGAAUAAAUUAAGCUAUAAUGGAAUUAUUUUCUUAGGUAUGAUAACAUUCUUGUAGUGAUAUAGGCCUGUGUCCGUAUUCUUGGAAUAUUAGGGAUGAAGCUUCAUAAUAACCACAACUUUUAAAUGGCUCGGUGAAAUAUACAAUACAAGAAGAAAAAAGUAAAAUCAACAUUUAUCAGAUCUAGGUGGAGCCUAUAUAAGUUCACUGUACUAUCCAACUUUUCUCUGAAAGCUUUCAUAAUAAAAGUGGAGAUACAUAUAUAUGUGUGUAUAUAUAUAUAUAUGUACGGUCUGUAUUUUCCUCUUGUGCCUAUGUGACUUUUUCAAGUUUUGUACUGAGUAUAUCUUAUGAUUGAAACUAGAAAGGCAAUAAAGAUUAUAUUAAAAAUA